Messenger RNA from Henningerozyma blattae CBS 6284, 999 nucleotides. It is a transcript of the gene DMC1, whose product is annotated as recombinase DMC1. Gene Ontology annotation, molecular function: ATP hydrolysis activity; DNA strand exchange activity; ATP-dependent DNA damage sensor activity. The coding region runs from base 1 to 999 and encodes 332 amino acids. The transcript is spliced from 2 exons. Gene Ontology annotation, biological process: chromosome organization involved in meiotic cell cycle; DNA strand invasion; reciprocal meiotic recombination. Lineage: Eukaryota; Fungi; Ascomycota; Saccharomycetes; Saccharomycetales; Saccharomycetaceae. The record is from RefSeq and is a predicted model, not a curated record. Gene Ontology annotation, cellular component: nucleus; condensed nuclear chromosome.
AUGUCUACUGUAGAAACAAGUCAAGUUGGAACAGUGUCGGUUUCCCCUGUAGAUGAUUUACAAAAUUUUGGCAUCAAUGUAUCAGAUAUUCAAAAAUUAAAAUCUGGGGGGAUUUUUACAGUUAAUACGGUAUUAUCGACAACAAGAAGAAAUUUGGCUAAAAUUAAAGGAUUAAGUGAGAUUAAAGUAGAUAAAAUCAAAGAGGCUGCAUCUAAAAUCAUUCAAGUCGGAUUUAUACCAGCAAAUGUUCAAUUAGAUAUUAGGAAAAACGUUUUCCAAUUAAGUACUGGCGCAAAACAGUUUGAUGCAAUAUUAGGAGGUGGUAUAAUGUCCAUGUCAAUUACAGAAGUAUUUGGUGAAUUUCGUUGUGGUAAAACUCAAUUGUCACAUACUUUGUGCGUUACUACUCAAUUACCAAGAGAGCUGGGAGGUGCUGAAGGAAAAGUUGCUUAUAUUGAUACUGAAGGUACAUUUAGACCGGAAAGAAUCAAGCAAAUUGCAGAAAGAUAUGAGUUAGACCCAGAUGCAUGCUUAGAGAAUGUUUCAUACGCAAGAGCAUUAAAUAGUGAACAUCAAAUGGAAUUAGUAGAACAAUUAGGUGAAAAAUUAAGUUCAGGUGCUUAUAGACUAAUUAUUAUGGAUUCUAUAAUGGCAAAUUUUAGAGUUGAUUAUUGCGGUAGAGGUGAAUUAAAUGAAAGACAACAAAAAUUGAAUCAACAUUUAUUUAAAUUGAACCGACUAGCAGAAGAAUUUAAUGUUGCGGUUUUCAUGACCAAUCAAGUUCAAUCGGAUCCAGGAGCUUCAGCAUUAUUUGCAUCUGCUGAUGGUCGGAAGCCCGUUGGCGGCCAUGUGUUAGCACAUGCAUCAGCAACAAGAAUUCUUUUAAGAAAGGGAAGAGGAGAAGAAAGAGUUGCAAAGAUUCAGGAUUCUCCUGAUAUGCCAGAAAGGGAAUGUGUUUACAUUAUUGGUGAAAAGGGUAUUACGGAUUCGAACGAGUAG